CCUUCACUGCAGAGAACUGCACCCUGUCCACGAUGCUGACGGCAGAAGCGGCGACACUUUCUUUGUCGGCAGACGGGGAGAACUUGGACUGUUUUCGACGUUUCGUAGAUGCUGCCCUCAUUGUCCUCGUUCACUCCGACCACCUUGAACAUUCCGUCGGCGAUGUCUUGCUCACCAUCGUCAAAAAAGUGGAUGGCUGGCGGCACUUCGACAGUUCCUCACUGGCCAAGGAAAGCUCAGAUAGGCCCUGGUGGUAUCUUUCACUUCAAGGACUGCUGGGAGAGUACCUUGAAAGUGUCGUGGCAAGUUCGGCAUCGACUAUCCUCAAGCUGUGCUGCGAGGAUGAGCAGCAGUGGGUGCGGCAGGCAGAAAACGAAAUCCUCCAGGGCUCCCCUGUGACCUCGGAAAACGUUGCCGCUACGAGAAGUGUGUUCUGA
Molecule: messenger RNA, 437 nt
Organism: Ixodes scapularis (black-legged tick)
Lineage: Eukaryota; Metazoa; Arthropoda; Arachnida; Ixodida; Ixodidae
Exons: 5
Coding region: 33-437 (134 amino acids)
Source: RefSeq, a predicted model, not a curated record